Molecule: messenger RNA, 1665 nt
Organism: Hydra vulgaris (swiftwater hydra)
Lineage: Eukaryota; Metazoa; Cnidaria; Hydrozoa; Anthoathecata; Hydridae
Source: RefSeq, a predicted model, not a curated record
UCAAAGUUUAUUUAAUAAAGAUAUAUUUAAAGGUAUAUUUAAUAAAGAGCAAGAUAAAAAGUAUUUAAUAAGAUUAAAAAAAAAAACAAUUUAAUAUCCAAAGAAAUUUAACUUGAACAAGGUGCAUUUGUAAAUGAAAACGUUGUAUAUAAAACAAAGCCGCCAUAAUUUAGAUUGUGGAAUUUUUUUUGGAAUCGUUUUAUUACUUGAAGGUUACAGAUCAGUGAGAGGAUGUUUAUGGAAAGAAAAUCUUAUGCCAGACAAUGUUGGAAAUAUAACUUCAGUUUCAAAUAGCACUCAAAAUGAAUGUUGUAAAUAUUGUCUUGACAGCUUUAAUGACACCUUGGCUGCUUUUUUAAAAGAUUCAGUCUGCACAUGUUUAAAAAUAUCUCAUAAAACAGUUCCUUAUAAUGGAAGCAACUAUACAUAUAUAACAAGAAAUCCUAUAAGACUUAACCAAUCAGAAUAUGAAUGUGGUCGUCGUGGAUUCUUCAAUUUACUAACUCUAUACUUUGUUGUAAGCGAAUAUGAAACAUUUUAUGUAAAAUUUGUAAACAUGGAUCUAAAUUUCAAUCUCUCAACUUCAGUCCUAAUGUUGACCUCUGAUAGAAAUCAAAUAAUUAAUGAUUAUACUACUGUUGGAUUUGGUAAUGGAGCAACUUAUCAUUAUUCUGUUAAUUUCUUUAGAAAUUUAACUUGCAAGUUUUUGGUUGGCUAUGUAAACGAAACAACUCAGUUUGCAAUAACACAUUCACGUGUAGCUAAUAGUCCAACAAGACUUAUUGUCUAUCUCAUACCUUUUAAUGUUGUGUCAAAUGUAAAGAAUAGUGAAGCUGCUUCAUUUGUUUAUGAUUCUUAUGCAUAUAUUGCAAUAAAUAAAAAUGUUAUUACAUCUGUAACUAGCGUCAGAAAUGAUAAUAUUGCUUCAACAGCAGAUUCAGAAAACAUUACUUUAAUAAUUUACUUUAACGAGAGAUUAAUGAAGUACAAAGAACAUUCAUUUGCAGCUAGUGGAAUGGUAUUUAAUUUGACUGCUCAAUGGUUUCUCGAAACAAAUAAAUUUAAGUUUGUUAUCCCAAGAUUACGAAUUGGCGUAUACUGUGAAAUAAAGGUCUUUUUUUACACUCUAAUGAAAGACCAACAACAAUUUCAAUCUUUAUAUCAUGAGUUGUCAGCUAUAACUUAUCGGAAUGGAACACCUAUUCAAAUAUUAGCAAAGUAUAAUAAGAAGUAUUCAGAUAUUGUAGUGCAGAAACGAGUCAGAAACCAUAAGUUUGUUGGUGAUAUAGUUUCACUGCUUCAAUUCAAUGAGGUAUUUCUUGUGUGCGAAUGGGCGAUAGAUAGAACAAGAAACUAUUGUGGAAUUUUGUCACUUGAUAAUGUACCAACAUUUACAACUAGUGCUACUAUAUUUAUAAUUGGAAAUUCAAGAAUAUUUUAUUGGGCAGCGCCUGUCAUAUACAUUCCAACGAAUAUUUGAUAUAUGUUUGACAUCAAUAGAUGCGUACCAACAAGGAGAGAACUUUUAUCAGAGAAGAAUUAUAAGUUCUCACAAAAUUGUUAUUUAUGUUGUUGUUUUUUUUAUAAUUUUUUUUUUUUCUUCAAGAAAAUUAUAUUUGGUUUUUGUUUUUCUUUUUCUUUUCCUUUCCUUUUUUUUUUUUACUU